Rosa chinensis is the source of this 971-nucleotide messenger RNA. RefSeq lists its product as uncharacterized. The transcript is spliced from 4 exons. The coding region runs from base 41 to 625 and encodes 194 amino acids. The record is from RefSeq and is a predicted model, not a curated record. Lineage: Eukaryota; Viridiplantae; Streptophyta; Magnoliopsida; Rosales; Rosaceae.
CGGGGCAACGAAACUAUUCCAGAUAGGGAAAAGAAGGAGAAUGACUGCCUGCUUCUUCCUAAAUCUGCCACUUUCUUCUUCGUCUGCUUCCUUUACCUCUCAAACUAAUAAGAAUAACCCAGCAAUUUCUUCACACACACUUCUCACUCUAAUCCAAACACAAUUCCCUCUUCGAACCGCUCGAUUCUCACGCCAAGUCAGAGCCGCAUCGACUGCCAUGGAAGCCCAGAAAAGUGAGACCAGCGGCUCAGCUCAACCUAUGAAGCUCUUGUUCGUGGAGAUGGGUGUGGGCUACGACCAACAUGGGCAAGAUGUUACGUCCGCAGCAAUGAGGGCUUGUAGAGAUGCCAUCACUUCCAAUUCGAUCCCUGCUUUUCGAAGAGGGUCAAUACCUGGAGUUACAUUUGAGGAGAUGAAACUACAGAUCAAGCUGGGAGUGCCUCAUAUACUACAACAGUCGCUCGAUGUCGAGAAGGUCAAAUCAGUCUUUCCAUAUGGAAAGAUUUUGAAUGUUGAAGUUGUUGAUGGUGGACUGAUAUGCUCAAGUGGUGUGGUUGUAGAAGAUAUGGGAGAUAAGAAUGAUGACUGUUAUAUAGUGAAUGCAGCAGUUUAUAUUGGUUACUAGCUUGAGUAGCUUCACCCACCAGCUGAUGAUUAAUUAUCUUCAAGAGUGACAGGAAUGGCUGCACUGUUCAACAUAUGUUUCAGAACUGUCUUCUGCAUGUUGUUGUGGUUGGUACUUGGUAGUUUGAUGAUUAUUGCAACAGGUUGUGCAAAUGGUCUAUUGAAACUUAUCUGAGGAUUUGUAGAUACUAUAAUGAAGUAGUUCUGAUGAUCAUUUUGUCUACAUGUCAAUUUGAAGGUACGCUAAUGUGUAGUUUACUUGUUUGAUAGCUGAUGUGUUUUUGAGGUUGGCCUUUGUGGCUUUCUUUGUUUAUUCAAUAAAUUGGAAAUCCAAGAUGUUGAGCACA